AUGAAUGCUAGUUCCACGGCUCUGUGGCUUCCCAAUGCAUCCUUGCCAUCCUCCUUGGAAACAAGCUCCGAUAUAAACAGACUCAGAGACACUCUUAAGAUCGUCUUCUACACGGUUGUUUUCCUGUUGGGUUCCUGUGGCAAUGGAGUUGUGAUCUGGAUCACUGCCCGCCAGGUCUCACAGACCGUCAGCUGCGUCUGGUUCUUCAAUCUAGCUCUGGCUGACUUUCUCUUCUCCGUGAGUCGUAUCGCACCUCUUGUUGCGGUGAAGAAAGGUUGGGUCUUUGGAAGCUUUGCGUGCAAAGUCAACGGCUUCAUCAAGUACCUCAACAUGUUCUGCAGUGAGUUUCUCUUGGCUGCCAUCAGCAUGGACCGGGCCGCUUGCAUCGCCCACCCGUUAUGGGCCAGGAAACACCGUAACAUCCGCUUGGCAUGGCUUGCAGCCAUCGGAGCUUGGCUCACGGCCAUCGUCACCAGCAUCCCUUUCUACCUUUACCGUAAGGUGGACACGAAGAAGAACCAAACCAAAUGCUUGGUGAUGCUCACGGGAGAAAAGCCAGGCGUGCAAGUGACCAUCUCCAUGUUGAGACUGAUAUGUGGGUUCUUGGCACCCUUCACCAUCAUCGUGAUCUGCUACGGCAUCAUCCUGGUGGUGCUGAGGAGACGCCAGACCUCCCUCCACUCAAAGAAGUCCUUCAAGGUCAUAUUUGUCCUGGUGGUCACCUUCUUCCUCUGUUGGUUGCCCUAUCACAUCAUCCAGCUCCUUAAAUUGGCAGGAGCGGAAGGCACGGCCUUCUCGUUUACUGCUCUUUUUGCCGCGUUCUUGGCCUACCUUAACAGUUGUGUAAAUCCAUUCCUUUACUUCUUCAUGGGCAUGGACUUCCACACAAGUUUGACCCUCUAUAACAUCAUCAGGGCCCUCAAGAGAACUUUGUUGGAAGAGAACAGCUCCAUAAAGCGAAAAUCCAACAGCAGCAAUAAAGGAUCCUUUUCGACAAAUGAGCAAGCAAAAUCCUCAGAAAUCUCUUCGUUGAACUGUGGAAACUCAAGCCCUCAAACAUGA
Messenger RNA from Protobothrops mucrosquamatus (brown spotted pit viper), 1062 nucleotides. Its product is annotated as C3a anaphylatoxin chemotactic receptor-like. The coding region runs from base 1 to 1062 and encodes 353 amino acids. Gene Ontology annotation, cellular component: plasma membrane. Gene Ontology annotation, molecular function: G protein-coupled receptor activity; complement receptor activity. Gene Ontology annotation, biological process: phospholipase C-activating G protein-coupled receptor signaling pathway; positive regulation of cytosolic calcium ion concentration; complement receptor mediated signaling pathway. The transcript has a single exon. The record is from RefSeq and is a predicted model, not a curated record. NCBI's taxonomy places the organism in Eukaryota, Metazoa, Chordata, Lepidosauria, Squamata, Viperidae.